ACCGUGUCGAGUCCAAAGGUGCCGAACGUGCCUAACGAAAACAAUCAGUCCAUAGAAAGUUAGUUUUCCGAAGGGCCACACUGAUUUCCAUAUUUGAAACGUUCACGAACCAGCCCUGAAGGUCGCAGUUGUCAUUGAUGACGUCUACGUCAGUUGCUUUGGAUUGUUUGUUGCCUAAAUUCAGGCCCAGUGAAUUAGGCUGAUUUGCAUCGAGGAAGUUUCGUGUUAUCAUGAAUACAUUGAUGUUCUUAUCAUUUCACCUACUUAAAACACGCUUAACUGGUGGCUUAUUAAGAAUAUUAGCAUAAUGUCGAAGAAAGUGUAGCACUUAUUAAUAAAUCGGUCUCCAAUAUUGUAGGAUUUGUUUAUAAACAUGAACGAGAGUAUCACCCCGGAGAUAUCUCCCGAGGAACAACCGACUGGCGAGCGUUGGGACCCGCUCGGGGCGCCCAACGACGAGGAAAGCGACGCGGACAAGCUCGACUACGACUGCUGUGAACACGUACAUGUACCACUUGAAAAAUUGAGGAAUAUCGAGGAAGAGCAUGAACUCCUCAACUCCUCCCUAUUUGCAUUAACCACUCAUUUCGCUCAGGUACAGUUUCGUUUAAGACAAGUAGUCAACGCUCCCGAUGAAGAGAAGGAAGAACUGCUUAAGUCCCUCGAGGAGUUUGCCUUCAGGGGCAUACCAGAUGUAGGCCUAGUUAAGGAGCGUAUGGACGAGGCCAGUCUUGCAGAGGCAGUUAGGUUGAGAAGGACUCAACAAAGAGAACUAAUAGACAGACUGAAAUGUCAAUUAAGAGAACUGGAGCAGUACGCGUUCGAAAACGGAGCAGCUGGUGUGCCUCAGGAUGUGUUACUCGAAAGGCAGAGGGUGAUCCUUAAUGAGCUGAAAACCAGGAUGAAUUUGGAGUUGGAUGAACAGAAAUACCAUCAGAUGACUUCAGCUGAUGUGAAGCAGCAGAUAAAUGUGGCCCUGGACCAGCUAGUCAGCCCAUUAAGGGUGAAAGAACACCUAGUUGCCCAGUUGAAAACUCAGGUGGCCGAUUUGGAACGUUUCAUUAGUUACCUCCAAGCUGACACCAAAAACAUAAAAUGCGCUUGCGGAUGUGCCUACCACUCCCUCAAACAACCCUUCCAAAGUGAAACCACUCUUGGCCUCAUACAGAAGACAGCCACAGUGUUACAGAUGUUCGCCGCCUUACAGCUGGGAUGCGGACCGCAACAAUUUAAGAAAAACGAUCUGAAAACCAGCAUGAAAGUCAAUCACUGGGGCGAUCUUCGUGCAAAACUCGAACUGGCAAUAGCCAGGGUGAAGGAAUUGGUGGAAAGAACUGAGGACAAGUACAGCCACGGCGAGUAUAGCAGCGACAGCGAGUCCCACACGGUCUCCUGCAACGUUCAAUUGACCACAGCCGUCAGGAAGUACUUGGCCGGUUGUAUAAGAGAUUUGAUUCAACACGGCACCACCUCGGCGCCAAGCUCAAGUCUAGUUCCUUUUAUCGGGUGUUUCCCUCGCAGAAACUCGUACCCCAAUACUCAGAUGCACGCGUGGGAAAUCAUACUCGAGUACUACACGUUGAAGAACGGGGAGAAGUACAAUUCGACGCCCGCCCGGAAGUUGUCGCAGAGCUUCAACUUGGACAUCGCCGGCGCUUCUCCCACAUCGAACAAGCACAACAUGUUGUGUUGCAUUGGCAGUAUUAUUUCGACGCAUACGCCCUACAAGAGGAGUUACGACUCUCACUUUAAAGCCUUCAUUUGCGCUGCUUUGAACGCUAACAAGUUGGUGCCCUGGCUGAAUUUGAUAUUCCAAUGUAAUCAGUUAAUCAAAAUGCAUUAUCUUCCAUGGAGCUACGUUUCAAAAACUGGUUUCCAAGACAGUUUGAGAAGUUUGGAUGUGUUAACAGGGUAUAAAUUUGACUUGCCAGUGGACCUUGCUAUUCGUCAGUUCCAAAACAUUAAAGAUGUUUUUACAUAAUUUAAUCCUAGUCAUGUAUCGUACUUUUUAAUUUACGAUUUUUUUCUGUGAUUAUUAUACAUAUGAAUCUAUUUGUGAAUCUUUUAGCCUAUUUAUUGCUCUGACUUAAUUAAUUGUUAUAAUAAGUGUUACUUUCUGUACUGUAAUAGUUUAUUUCAUUAAAUGCAGUUGUAAAUAAA
Messenger RNA from Aethina tumida (small hive beetle), 2160 nucleotides. Its product is annotated as RUN domain-containing protein 1. Bases 374 to 1981 code for a protein of 535 amino acids. The transcript is spliced from 7 exons. The record is from RefSeq and is a predicted model, not a curated record. Lineage: Eukaryota; Metazoa; Arthropoda; Insecta; Coleoptera; Nitidulidae.